AAUGAACAGCUGCACAUAAACUAUAUACAAAAAGGAAUGAAAUGAAGAGGAGUGGGAGACUAACGUUUAAUUCAAGAUAAAGAAAGAAAGGUAAUCGCGUUUCCAAAAGCCAAAAAAGAAAGAAAGGUAAUCGCACCACGACGGCGGCGACGUGACGGUCAUUUAACGGAAAAUACCAGACAAAUCAGCCUCCAGAUCAAGUCUUCAAGGGCACAACUCUGAAAAAUCGAGACUACCUACCGCUGAGCCCCGACCAACCGUUGAUGGAGGCAAUCAGGAAGCUCAGAGAUCAGGUCGCCAAGCAACAGCAGGCUGUGUUCAAACAAUUUUCUGGUGGCAUAUAUGGGGGAUCGGAUAAUGUUGCCUCGGAUGAAAAUGAAUUUCAACAGCAUCAGAAACUCGAGAAGCUGUACAUAUCAACUCGUGCUGCCAAGCAUUACCAAAAGGAAAUUGUCCGCGGAGUGGAAGGUUACAUUGUGGCCGGUUCAAAGCACGUUGAAAUAGGUACCAAGCUUUCUGAAGAUAGCAGGAAAUAUGGUUCUGAAAAGACUUGCACCAGUGGUAACACACUGGCGAGAGCUGCACUGAGUUUUGGAAGAGCUCGGGCCCAAAUGGAAAGAGAGUGCGGAGUUCUACUUAAAGCCCUUGGCACACAGGUUGCAGAGCCUUUAAGAGCAAUGAUAGUGGGAGCGCCCUUGGAGGAUGCUAGACAUCUUGCUCAACGAUAUGCUAGAAUGCGGCAAGAAGCUGAAGCUCAGGCUAUAGAUGUUUCCAGAUGCCAAACCAAAGCACGGGAUUCUGCAGGUAAUGCUGAUAUUAUCAUGAAACUAGAAGCUGCUGAAGCCAAGCUUCAGGAGCUGCAGUCUAGCGUUGCAAUAUUGGGAAAAGAAGCUAGUGCAACUAUGGCUGCUGUUGAAGGUCAACAGCAAAGAUUGACUCUUCAGCGGCUUCUUGCAAUGUUUGAAGCAGAGCGCAACUAUCAUCAGAACAUUCUUCAGAUACUUGAUCAGCUUGAAGGCGAGAUUUUGUCAGAAAAGCAGCAAAUUGAAGCAUCGCAUAGUCCGCAUACAGAGGACACUAUGCCUCCACCACCAUCGUAUGAGGAUCUCAGCCGUAGCUUUGCUUCUGAAACCUAUGAUGAAUUGACAGGGUUGAGGGACUAUUUCUUAGGAGAGGUUAUGUACACCUUCCAUGCUGUAACUGAUGUGGUGUUAAGUUUGUCAUUCGGGGAUUACGUUGUCGUCCGGAAGGUUCUGUCGUCUUUCCUGCUUGCAUGCUUUCAUCUUAUAUUCAUGUUCGGAUUUAUUUCUUUCGUAUUGAGGUUAAAUUUUCAUGUUCAGAGACGUCCACUCAGGUAUGUUCGUCAAUGCAUAUGCAUUAGCACACCACCGAGUGCAUUAGAAUAUGGAUUUCAGUUUUGGGUGCUGCAUGCAUUAAAGUAGUUUGUGUGGUUUUGGUUUUUGCUGCCGCUGAGAGCAUGAGUGGUUUUCUGUAGUUGCUGAGAGUUAUAUUGUGAGCAGAAUUCAUACAGCAGCUUUCAUAUACGGCACAUGUAGUCGGCAGCACUGCAUUUAGAAAGAGAAAGUUAUAUUUUCUUCACUGUUUAUUCAAAACUUAUAUGUUGCAUGUUCUGGCUUUUAAAGUGAGUCGGCAUAAGAGUCUUUAUUUGAGAAAAAUCAGUUUUGUGUCCAUGUGUUUUCAAAGAAAAUAUUUUAGUUUUUAAUCACUGAUUUUUCAUUGUGCUUCAAUUAGAAAUCAAUUAUGAAUGUGCCUUGUGAUUUUUGUAAUUGGUUGAUUUCAAAAAAUCAUUACAUUUCAUACAUUCUGCAUGAUCACGUUAAUAUCUUCAAAGUUUGAGGAGAUAGUGAUUGACGGCCACGUUAGUGUCCUGCCACUUCCACUUGAAGGCUGAAGAGAGAUUGAGUAGCAAAGCGCAGUGAAAAAAUUGCCUACUAGUAUGUGGGUCUAGUUGAUGAGUUUUGUAAGUCUUUUUGUACUCAUUUUUCUUAUUGUUUGUCCUGAUUUAAGAGUCUGAGAAUUUUCUCAGUGGUGAGUUUUAUCUUGUUAAAUCCUACAUCAUGUGUACACAUGUUAUUUGUCAUUUUAAUUACAAAUGUGUAGGAUAAUAUUUCACUUAUUUUCUUGCAGUGAACUCUAUCUUAGACAUUCAUCAACAUAUAGAGUUUAUGACAUAGGACUUUGCUACUA
Pyrus x bretschneideri (Chinese white pear) is the source of this 2208-nucleotide messenger RNA. Its product is annotated as SH3 domain-containing protein 2. NCBI's taxonomy places the organism in Eukaryota, Viridiplantae, Streptophyta, Magnoliopsida, Rosales, Rosaceae. The record is from RefSeq and is a predicted model, not a curated record.